Molecule: messenger RNA, 4197 nt
Organism: Mirounga angustirostris (Northern elephant seal)
Lineage: Eukaryota; Metazoa; Chordata; Mammalia; Carnivora; Phocidae
Gene: OPLAH
Product: 5-oxoprolinase, ATP-hydrolysing
Exons: 28
Coding region: 238-4197 (1319 amino acids)
Biological process (GO): glutathione metabolic process
Cellular component (GO): cytosol
Molecular function (GO): 5-oxoprolinase (ATP-hydrolyzing) activity
Source: RefSeq, a predicted model, not a curated record
GUCCCACAGGGCCUGGGCCCCAAGGUCGAGCAGCUGGGAGUGGGGCUUCCCUCACCCGCCCCCGGCCCCCGUGCGUCUUCGUGUUCAGAGAGCGGAGACCCACCAGCCCGCGGGCGGUCCACCUCCGAAAGGCCUGUUCUGGGCCGGGGGGGUUUCAGCCGCAGCCCGGGGCACUGGGAACCGGUUCUCCCAGGACUACCUGCCGAAGAGUCGCGGCUGGACCCCAGCCCUAUCAUCAUGGGCGGCCCCGAGGGGCGUUUCCAUUUUGCCAUCGACCGCGGAGGCACCUUCACAGAUGUCUUUGCCCAGUGCCCCGGGGGGCACGUGAGGGUCUUGAAGCUGCUCUCAGAGGACCCUGCCAACUAUGUAGACGCACCGACUGAGGGCAUCCGCCGCAUUCUGGAGCAGGAGGGGGGCAUGCUGUUGCCCCGGGACCGGCCGCUGGACACUAGUCGCAUUGCCAGCAUCCGCAUGGGCACCACAGUGGCCACCAACGCGUUGCUGGAGCGGCGGGGGGAGCGGGUGGCCCUGCUGGUGACACGUGGCUUCCGAGACCUGCUGCACGUGGGCACCCAGGCCCGAGAGGACCUCUUUGAUCUGCCCUCAGAGUACUCACACUCCUGUUCCUGUCUGCCACCAUGCCCUGUCCUGGAUUCUGGGUGUGGCGCGACCCAGGACGAACUGCUCAGGGCUGUGCACAUGCCUGAGGUACUGUACGAAGAGGUGCUGGAGGUGGACGAGCGCGUGGUGCUGUAUCGUGGGGAGCUGGGCGUGGGGACGCCUGUCAGAGGCCGCACAGGGGACCUGCUGGAGGUGCAACAGCCCGUGGACCUCGGGGGUCUGCGUGGGAAGCUGGAGGGGCUCCUGUCCCGAGGCAUCCGCAGCCUGGCCGUGGUGCUCAUGCACUCCUACACGUGGGCCCAGCAUGAGCAGCAGGUGGGCGCACUGGCCCAGGAGCUGGGCUUCACACACGUAUCACUGUCCUCGGAGGCCAUGCCCAUGGUGCGCAUCGUGCCUCGGGGGCACACGGCCUGUGCCGACGCCUACCUGACGCCCACCAUACAGCGUUAUGUGCAGGGUUUCCGCCGUGGCUUCCAGGGCCAGCUCAAGGACGUGCAGGUGCUGUUCAUGCGCUCUGAUGGUGGCCUGGCACCCAUGGAUUCCUUCAGCGGCUCCCGCGCUGUGUUGUCUGGACCUGCUGGGGGUGUGGUUGGCUACUCAGCCACCACCUACCGGGUGGAAGGCGGCCAGCCUGUCAUUGGCUUUGACAUGGGAGGCACAUCCACCGACGUGAGCCGCUAUGCUGGGGAGUUUGAGCAUGUCUUUGAGGCCCGCACAGCUGGGGUCACCCUCCAGGCCCCCCAGCUGGACAUCAACACAGUGGCAGCUGGUGGGGGCUCCCGCCUCUUCUUCAGGUCCGGCCUCUUUGUGGUGGGGCCAGAGUCUGCAGGAGCCCAUCCUGGCCCUGCCUGCUACCGCAAAGGGGGUCCCGUGACAGUGACGGAUGCUAAUCUGGUUCUGGGUCGCCUACUGCCUGCCUCCUUCCCCUGCAUUUUUGGGCCGGGAGAGGACCAGCCACUGUCCCCUGAGGCCUCCCGAAAGGCCCUGGAGGCUGUGGCUACUGAGGUCAACAGCUUCCUGACCAAUGGGCCUUGCCCGGCCUCCCUGCUGAGCCUGGAGGAGGUAGCCAUGGGGUUCGUGCGCGUGGCCAACGAGGCCAUGUGCCGGCCCAUCCGCGCACUCACGCAGGCACGAGGCCAUGACCCCUCAGCCCACGUUCUGGCGUGCUUUGGGGGGGCUGGUGGGCAGCAUGCUUGUGCCAUCGCCCGGGCCCUGGGCAUGGACACUGUGCACAUUCACAGGCACAGCGGGCUGUUGUCGGCACUGGGACUGGCCCUGGCAGACGUGGUGCACGAGGCGCAGGAGCCGUGCUCCUUGCCUUAUACGCCUGAGACCUUUGUGCAGCUGGACCAGAGGCUGAGCCGCCUGGAGGAACAGUGUGUGGACGCCCUGCGGGCCCAGGGCUUUCCCAGGCCCCAGAUCAGCACCGAGAGCUUCCUGCAUCUACGCUACCAGGGCACCGACUGUGCCCUGAUGGUGUCUGCCCACCAGCACCCAGCCACUGCCCGCUCGCCCCGGGCCGGUGAUUUCGGGGCCGCCUUUGUGGAGAGGUACAUGAGGGAGUUUGGCUUCGUCAUCCCUGAGCGGCCAGUGGUGGUGGACGACGUGCGUGUGAGGGGCACUGGCCGCAGUGGCCUUUGCCUUGAGGAUGUCCCCAAAGCUCAGACUGGGCCUCCCCGGGUAGACAAGAUGACCCAGUGCUACUUUGAGGGGGGGUACCAGGAAACCCCCGUAUACCUGUUGGGAGAGCUGGGCUACGGGCACAAGCUUCUGGGGCCCUGCCUCAUCAUUGACAGCAACAGCACCAUCCUGGUGGAACCAGGCUGCCAGGCAGCGGUGACUGAGACGGGGGACAUCCGCAUCUCUGUGGGGGCUGAGGCCCCAAGCACGGUGGGUGCCCAGCUGGACCCCAUCCACCUGUCCAUCUUCUCGCACCGCUUCAUGAGUAUUGCUGAGCAGAUGGGCCGCAUCCUGCAGCGCACAGCCAUCUCCACCAACAUCAAGGAGCGUCUGGACUUCUCCUGUGCCCUCUUCGGGCCGGAUGGGGGGCUGGUAUCCAAUGCCCCCCACAUCCCUGUGCACCUGGGCGCCAUGCAGGAGACCGUGCAGUUCCAGAUCCAGCAGUUGGGGGCUGACCUCCACCCUGGCGACGUGCUGCUGAGCAACCACCCCAGUGCUGGGGGCAGCCACCUGCCGGACCUGACGGUCAUCACACCGGUGUUUUGGCCGGGUCAGACUCGGCCUGUGUUCUACGUGGCUAGCCGUGGGCAUCAUGCAGACAUUGGGGGCAUCACACCAGGCUCCAUGCCCCCCCACUCCACCACACUGCAGCAGGAGGGUGCUGUCUUUCUGUCUUUCAAACUGGUCCAGGGGGGAGUCUUCCAGGAGGAGGCGGUGACUGAGGCCCUGCGGGCUCCAAGCAAGAUUCCCGGCUGUAGCGGAACUCGGAACCUGCACGACAACCUUUCGGACCUCCGUGCGCAAGUGGCAGCCAACCAGAAGGGCAUCCAGCUGGUGGGAGAACUCAUUGGGCAGUAUGGCCUGGAUGUGGUGCAGGCCUACAUGGGCCAUAUUCAGGCAAACGCUGAGCUGGCCGUGCGGGACAUGCUGCGGGCCUUUGGAACCUCCCGGCAGGCCCGAGGCCUGCCCCUGGAGGUGUCAGCUGAGGACCACAUGGACGACGGCUCCCCCAUCCGACUCCGCGUGCAGAUCAACCUGAGUCAGGGCAGCGCAGUAUUUGACUUCAGCGGCACCGGGCCUGAGGUGUUUGGCAACCUGAACGCGCCGCGGGCCAUCACGCUGUCCGCCCUCAUCUACUGCCUCCGCUGUCUGGUGGGCCGCGACAUCCCGCUCAACCAGGGCUGCCUGGCGCCCGUGCGCGUGGUGAUCCCUAGAGGCUCCAUCCUGGACCCGUCCCCUGAAGCGGCCGUGGUGGGCGGCAACGUGCUCACGUCACAGCGCGUGGUGGACGUCAUCCUAGGGGCCUUCGGGGCCUGCGCCGCCUCGCAGGGCUGCAUGAACAAUGUGACCCUGGGCAAUGCCCACAUGGGCUACUACGAGACGGUGGCCGGCGGCGCGGGCGCGGGCCCCGGCUGGCACGGGCGCAGCGGCGUGCACAGCCACAUGACCAACACGCGCAUCACCGACCCGGAGAUCCUGGAGAGCAGGUACCCAGUCAUCGUGCGCCGCUUCGAGCUGAGGCUGGGGUCUGGGGGCCGCGGCCGCUUCCGGGGCGGCGAUGGCGUCGUCCGCGAGCUGCUCUUCCGCGAGGAGGCGCUGCUGUCCGUGCUGACCGAGCGCCGCGCCUUCCAGCCCUACGGCCUCCACGGGGGCGAGCCCGGCGCCCGUGGCCUAAACCUGCUGAUCCGCAAGGAUGGCCGGACGGUGAAUCUGGGGGGGAAGACGUCGGUGCCCGUGUACCCCGGGGACGUGUUCUGCCUCCACACACCAGGCGGCGGGGGCUAUGGGGACCCGGAUGACCCCGCCCCGCAGCCGCCGGGGUCGCCCCAGCAGCUCCCAGCCUUCCCUGAGCGCGGCAGCGUCUAUGAGUACCGCAGAGCCCAGGAGGCAGUGUGA